CUUGCCAGUAAGCCAGUUUCAUGUUCCACUAGUUAGCCACCUCCAUACUGAGACUAGCUAGAGCUACUCGGGAGUUGCUAGUGAUAGUGCGACUGUCACUUUACUCUCCUCUUCGUCUUGCACACUUGAUCCGUUGGACCUACGCUACUUCUACCCGGCACUGCGCACAGGAGCUGCAGUAAUGGCGAGAGGGCCGCUGAACCUUUGGAACCACUGGGCGACCCAGAUCCUGCUUCUCCUGAGCCUCGCGCUCCAGAUCGUCCUCUCCGUCUUUGCCGGGAUCCGUCGGCGUCAAAGCUCCUCCAUGCCGAGGAUACUCCUUUGGCUGGCGUACCUCCUUGCCGACUCCACUGCCAUAUAUGCCAUCGGCCACCUAUCCCUCAGCAGGGCACCAUCCAACCACCACCUUGUCGCAUUCUGGUCGCCUUUCCUCCUGCUGCACCUUGGCGGACCAGACAACAUCACUGCCUAUGCUCUUCAGGACAAUCAGCUCUGGCUCCGGCACCUCCAAACCCUUGUUGUGCAGGUACUCGGAGCGGCCUAUGUCUUGUACAAGCAUAUUGCUGGGAACGGCAACUUCCUCGUGCUUGCUGCCACCUUGAUGUUCACUGUCGGUGCUGUCAAGUACGGGGAGAGGACGUGGGCACUCAAAUGCAGCAAUCUGGACAGCAUCCGGAGCUCCCUCAAGAAGGAACGACCCACCAGGCAUAACCAUUUCCACCCCCAGGAUCAGGCGGGAGAUCACAAAGACGAGGAAUUCGUUCUCCGUCGAGCUCAUUCGCUCUUCCACAUCUGCAAGCGUGCCAUAGUUGAUUCUUCAGUCGACGGGGAUUCAGAAUAUCGAGACACCACAGAAAUGCUUGGGAAAAUUGAUAUGAUCUGGGGUUUGAUGGAGAUGGAGCUCUCGCUCAUGUAUGACAUCUUGUACACCAAGGCGGCUGUGAUCCACACCUGGUUCGGCUACUGCCUUCGGGUCAUCUCGCCCCUUGCCAUCGUCGCCUCCCUUCUGCUUUUUCAGUUCAGCAGCAAAGUUGGGCACAGCAGAGUUGACAUUGCCAUCACCUAUGUGUUGUUGUGCAGUGCUUUGUUCAUGGAGACAACUUCCCUGUUGAAUGCUGUAGGGUCCACCUGGGCAUUUGCAUUCCUAUGUACCACGAGCUGGAGCUGGCUCCGUUACGAAGCCCUAUGCACCGCGAGAUGGGACCGGCUACGGCGUGCGGUUGCAUCUCUUCACCGGCUCAUCAAGGCAACCACUGGAGGAGGUAGCAGCUACAGAUCGGAGAGGUGGACAGGCACCCGCACCUUGGGGCAGUACAACAUGUUGCACUUUUGCACUCGCCGUGACAACAACCUGGCUAGCCCUUUGCUUGGUAGGUUGGCCAAGAUGGUGGGGCUCGGGGAGUGGUGGAACAGGAAGCAUUACUCGGGAUCUAUCGAGAUCUCAGAGCUUGUGAAGGAGCAUACCAUCAAACACAUGGCACGGUUGUACAAGAAGGGGAGGUGGAACGCACUAGGAGUUCUCAGGAAGAAGUGGGGCCAGGAGGCACUGGAGCAAAAUAAAUCGUUCCCAAAACUCGAGGAAUUCCUCGGUGUCGAGUUUCAGGAAGGCAUCAUCAUCUGGCACAUCGCCACCGAUGUUUUCCUCAUCAAGAGCGAGCGAGCAAGGGUGGAGGGUGCAUCAGGUCGUGUGGAGGCCAUCAAGCUGAUGUCCAACUACAUGGUGUUCCUCCUCGUCGAAAGGCCCUACAUGCUACCAGGCCUCGCCCAGAACAGGUUGUACCAACGAACAUGUGAAAAUCUGGUCGAGAUGCGAGCAGCUCCCAACCAUCGAAAGUGGGAUAUUUGGGAAGUUCUCCGCUCUCUGUUCAGCCUGCGUGACGACCCUGAUUCCAAUUCCAAGGCCGUCGAUAUAGAGAAGCUUGCAAAGAUCCUAUACGAUAAGAAUCCAUCCUUCAGCAUUGAUGCUCCCCGUCUCUCUUAUGUCACCCGGCUUGCCAGAAGACUGGUAGAAAAGGAGGCAGAUGGCACGACUGACUCGUUGCAGCUUGUCCUUGAGGUGUGGACAGAUAUCCUGGUCUACGCAGGCAACAAAUGCAGCAGGGAGUCCCAUGCCAAGAAGCUCAACAGUGGCGGUGAGUUCACAACCAUCCUGUGGCUUAUGGCAGAACACCUGUUCCAAGCUUCUCUCGAGGGCCCAUGAAGAGUUAAUGAUGAUUACAGUACAUAUGACCACAUUUGGUUAUACUUUUGGAGCCAUAUCUUGUUCCCAUUCUUGAAUAAAGAGCUCGAUGGAUUUAAUUGACUAGCAACUCUGUUCUUGGGUCAUUGCAGAGUAGUUGGCUAGGUUUGUUUUAGUCCCCAAUUCCUUUGUAGCAUCAUCAUGACCACCACAUGGAAUUCCAAAUUUAGUAUUGAUGUGCUACCAAAC
Molecule: messenger RNA, 2428 nt
Organism: Triticum urartu
Lineage: Eukaryota; Viridiplantae; Streptophyta; Magnoliopsida; Poales; Poaceae
Source: RefSeq, a predicted model, not a curated record